GCACAGAGGAACAGUGGGCGCAGAGGAACAGUAGGCACAGAGGAACACAGGGCACAGAGGAACAGUGAGCGCAGAGGAACAGUAGGCACAGAGGAACAGAGGGCACAGAGGAACAGUGAGCACAGAGGAACAGUGGGCACAGAGGAACAGAGGGCACAGAGGAACAGUGAGCGCAGAGGAACAGUAGGCACAGAGGAACAGAGGGCACAGAGGAACAGUGGGCACAGAGGAACAGUAGGCACCAAGGAACAGUGGGCACAGAGGAACAGAGGGCUCAGAGGAACAGUGGGCGCAGAGGAACAGAGGAACAGUAGGCGCAGAGGAACAGGAGGCACCAAGGAACAGUGGGCACAGAGGAACAGAGGGCACAGAGGAACAGUGGGCACAGAGGAACAGUGGGCACAGAGGACCGGUAGGCACAGAGGAACGGUGGGCACAGAGGAACAGUAUAGGCACAGAGGAAAAGAGGGCACAUCAGGAACAGAGGGCACAGAGGAACAGAGGGCACAGAGAAACAGAGGGCACAGAGGAACAGUAGGAACAGUAGGAACAGAGGGCACAGAGGAACAGAGGGCACAGAGGAACAGUGGGCA
Molecule: messenger RNA, 593 nt
Organism: Porites lobata
Lineage: Eukaryota; Metazoa; Cnidaria; Anthozoa; Scleractinia; Poritidae
Source: the annotation of a GenBank genome assembly